Yarrowia lipolytica CLIB122 is the source of this 1854-nucleotide messenger RNA. RefSeq lists its product as uncharacterized. Gene Ontology annotation, molecular function: protein disulfide isomerase activity. Gene Ontology annotation, biological process: peptidyl-cysteine oxidation. Lineage: Eukaryota; Fungi; Ascomycota; Dipodascomycetes; Dipodascales. Gene Ontology annotation, cellular component: endoplasmic reticulum. The record is from RefSeq and is a predicted model, not a curated record.
AUGAGAAUCACACGACUGCUGUUGUUGGCAGCCGCCGCUGUUGCAGCAGUAAUUCCCACACCCAAACCCGAAGGUGAAGAGGAGGCCCCUGCGCCUUGCCCCGAGAUUUCCGGCAAGGAAUGGGAGACCACCGUAGCUGAGGGAACCUACUGGGUCAAGUUCUAUUCGCCACAAUGCGGCCACUGCCAGAUGCUGGCACCAAAGUGGGAACGAAUGUACCAGGAAAUUGGUAAUGACGUUGCAUCCCGACACGACUUCCACAUUGCUGCUGUCAACUGUCUGGCUGACGGAGACUUGUGUAACCAGGAGAACAUCAAUGUCUACCCCACCCUCAACCUGUACAAGAACGGAAAGAAGGUAGAGACUUACGAUCUGAGAAAGGGGACACAGCCCAGCAGACUGGCAAAGUUUGUGGAGGAAAAAAUCAAGGAGGCCUCCGGUAUCUCCAAGCUGGAGGGAGACGAGGAGAAGAUCGCUUCCACAAAGAAGGCUAACGUGAACGUUGAGGGACUUUCUGUCGACCUGAACCCCACCAACUUCAAGGCUCUUGUUUCUGAUGAUCCUACUGGCUGGUACAUCAAGUACUACCUUCCCUCGUGUCCUCACUGUGUUGCCAUGGAUGACGCUUGGAACGAGGUGGCUGCCAAGUUCAAGAACCAGCUCAAUGUUGGUGAGAUUAACUGCGCCAAGUACGCUGAUUUUUGCCGAGGCCAGGGUAUCGAGUACUAUCCCGCCGUGACUUUCCAGAUCGGAGAGCUCUCUGUUACAUACAACGGCGAGCGAACUACCGAUGCUCUGACCCUCUUUGGUCUGCAGGCCGUUGAGGCUCGAGACAUGAAGUCCGUCAACCAGCUUGAGUUCGAGGAACUUCGACAGAAGCACCCCGAGACCGUGUCUUACAUCUAUCUUCACGACGAGGCCCUCUUCCCCGAGGAUCUGCAGGCUCUUCAGAAGUUCGCCAUUAACGUUGUCGCCCAUGCCAAUGUCUACAAAAGUGACGACAAGAAGCUGGUGGACAAGUUUUCUGUCACCCGACUUCCCGCUCUUGUUGCUGUCAACAAUGACUACACUGAUGAGAUGUCCUUUGAGGUCUACCCAGAGUACGAUGUUGGCCACCUUCGAAACUCUGAACGACUCCUGCAGUUUGCUCGACGAACUUGGCUCCCUCUCAUGCCUGAGCUGACCCCUAUCAACCAGGAUUCUGUUUUCGCUGACGGCCGAAUCGUCGUUCUUGCUCUCGUCGACCGUGAAGACAAAUUCGCCACCAAGGUUGCCAUCGAUGAGCUCAAGCAGUCGGCCACCAAGUACUUCAAGGCCAAGAUGCAUGCUCGACAGAAAGAGUUGGAUCUCCUGCGAAUCCAACGGCACAGUGAGCGAGCCAAGCUGCUCAAGGAGAAGGAUCCCAAGCUCCAGAAGAAGCUCGAGAAGGAUGACACCUCUGUUCCUACCCGACCUCCAGUCCAGUUUGCUUGGAUCGACGCCGACAAGUACUCCAAGUGGAUAGAGAGCCGAUUCCGAUUCAACUGGGACGACCGAAAGGCUAACGCUCCUAUCAUCGUCAUUGAUGAUGCGAAGAACGUUCAGUUCUUUGACACCGACGAUAAGAACGCCAGGCUUGAACCCUCUGAUGCGGAGCAGCUCGCCCGUGUGCUUGAUCUUAUUGAGAAGAACAACAGUCGACAGCUCUUCCCGCGAAGCACUCGAGGGUUCUUCGCUUCUUGGUUCAUCUUCGUCUGGGGACUUAAGACGUACAUUCUUUUGGUUUUCGUGCUCCUGGCCGUUGCCAAGAUGGGCAAGCGCUACCUCAGACACCGUCGAUCUGCUGCUACCCCCACUCUUGGUAAAUGGGAGUAG